ACUAUUCGCCCGAAAUGUAGCUUCAUUGCGCUGACCUGCGGUCUAGACUCGCCUCGCAUCUUCGAGACCCUUGGCGUCACAGACACCAAGUUUCUCACCACUGGCUUCUACGGCAUUGCCAAGACCCUCAGUAUGGUCAUCUUCUCCGUCUGGCUCACUGGGAAGGUCGGUCGCCGCAACCGUCUCAUAGGAUCUCCCCCAACGUGGUACAUCAGUGGUUACAUCUUCCGGCCUGUUUUUGCCGGCCAGGCCGCCGCAGGCAACACCGUGAUGCUGUGCGUGUAUCGAUCGCUACGGUUUGGUCUACUGCACCAUCUGGUGAGAUACUCUUCUUGCACUACCGGUUAUGAUUGCCAUGCUAACAGUGCCUCGAAGGGAUUACGUGAAACUACUGAAAUGGAGCUUCAGCUUGGACAUCCGCAUUCUGUGCGUGGCCAUCACGAAUACGGAUCAAUGGCUAUGGAGCUUUGUUGCCUCACCGACUACGCUAUACAUGAUUACGUCGCUGGGGUACGGCCUACAAACUUUUCGGGACCCUCAUGGUUAUGA
This is a messenger RNA of Colletotrichum navitas, 549 nucleotides long. RefSeq lists its product as uncharacterized. Gene Ontology annotation, biological process: transmembrane transport. Gene Ontology annotation, cellular component: membrane. The annotation marks the transcript as partial. The transcript has 2 exons. NCBI's taxonomy places the organism in Eukaryota, Fungi, Ascomycota, Sordariomycetes, Glomerellales, Glomerellaceae. Gene Ontology annotation, molecular function: transmembrane transporter activity. The record is from RefSeq and is a predicted model, not a curated record.